UCCGGCUCCACCCAGAAUGCCUUGCGGGAGAUAGGUAGAAUGGCGGAUCUGUAAUUGAACGUUUUGUGCGACUUAUUUUCUACGGAGAUUUUUUGUCCUCCCGAAUAUAUAUAUUCUUAUUUUAGUAGGGUUAUUUUGAAGAUAAGAGAGUGAAGACUACAGGAGUGAAGUUUGAGAGAGAUUUGUCCUUCCCUGAGAAAAUUCUGACAGACGAAAAACGCCGGGAUGGCAGAGGACGGAUUUUAGGCAGCGCCAGCCAUGUUUGCAGUCAAGGUGUUUUGAGAAGAGAAACUGCGGACUUCGACCGGGAAAAUUGGCUAUUAUUCGGGGACCUGAAUCACGAUGACGGACCCGUCGGAAUGCAGCAUCAAGGUGGUGUGCCGGUUUCGGCCCAUGAACGCCGCGGAAACAGCGGCCGGCUCCAAACCCAUCUCCAAAUUCCCUGCUGACGAUACAGUUAACAUCCAGGGCAAAGUAUUUACCUUUGACAGAGUAUUCAAGCCAACAACAACACAAGAACAAGUCUACAACCUCGCCGCCAAAGCUAUCGUCAAAGAUGUACUGGAAGGCUACAAUGGAACAAUAUUCGCCUAUGGGCAGACGUCCAGUGGGAAAACACACACAAUGGAGGGUGUACUACAUGACUUUUCACAGCGGGGCAUCAUUCCGCGUAUUGUGGACGACAUCUUCAACCAUAUCUACAGUAUGGAUGAAAACCUUGAGUUCCAUAUAAAGGUUUCUUAUUUUGAAAUUUACAUGGACAAAAUUAGGGAUCUCCUGGAUGUACAAAAGACUAACCUGUCAGUACAUGAAGACAAGAAUAGGGUUCCCUACGUCAAGGGUGCAACUGAGCGGUUUGUGUCAAGUCCAGAGGAGGUGAUGGACACAAUAGAUGAAGGCAAAAACAACAGACAUGUGGCUGUAACAAACAUGAACGAGCACAGCUCCCGCAGCCACAGUAUCUUCCUCAUCCACGUCAAGCAGGAGAACCUGGAGACCGAGAAGAAGCUGCACGGAAAACUCUAUCUGGUCGACUUGGCUGGCAGUGAAAAGGUGAGCAAGACUGGUGCUGAGGGCACUGUGCUGGAUGAAGCCAAGAACAUCAACAAAUCUUUGUCUGCCCUGGGAAACGUUGUCUCUGCAUUAGCUGAAGGAAAGAAAGCGUACAUCCCCUAUCGAGACAGCAAGAUGACCAGAAUCCUCCAGGAGGCGCUGGGUGGGAACUCCCGUACCACCAUCAUCAUCUGUGCUUCCCCGUCCUCCUACAACGAGUUCGAGACCAAGUCCACCCUCAUGUUCGGCCAGCGGGCCAAGACAAUCAAGAACACCGUUACCGUCAACCUGGAACUGACCGCCGAGGAGUGGAGGAAAAAGUACGAGAAGGAGAAGGAAAAGAACGCAAAGCUACGCUCUUUGCUGCAGCGGUACGAGGCUGAGGUGUCCAAGUAUGGGCUUGGUGAUGCUGUCCCAGUGGACGUACUGAAGGGCAUUCUGGCUGACAAGUCCGCCGUGGUGGACAACACCCCCGCCCCGCCCACCAUCGAGGCCGUCAACAACAACGCCAACGUCCAGGCGGUGGCCGUGAGCGAUGAAGAGAUGCGCAAGUUUGAGGAGGAGAGAACUCAGCUCUACCUGCAGCUGGAUGAGAAGGACAACGAGAUUAGCCAGCAGAGUGUGAUGGUGGAGAAGUUGAACUGCCAGAUGAUGGAACAGAACGAGCUGCUCAACCAGACUCGGCGGGACUUUGAGACCCUCCAGCUGGAGAUGAACCGGCUGCAGUCUGAGAACGAUGCAGCUAAGGAGGAAGUGAAGGAGGUUCUCCAGGCCCUUGAGGAGCUGGCUGUCAACUACGACCAGAAGUCUCAGGAGGUGGAGGAGAAGAUGAAGGAGAACGAACAGCUGAACGACGAACUCAGCCAAAAACAGACCUCUCUACGGAGUACUGAAGGGGAACUACAGACCAUCAAGGAGGUCCAGACCCACCAGCGCAAGCGGGUCAGUGAGAUGAUGGUCAGUCUGCUGAAAGACCUGGGUGAGAUCGGGCUGACUCUCGGCACCAAACCCGCAGAUACAAAUAACACAUCUGGGGAGGUGAAUGGGAAGAUUGAAGAAGAGUUCACCAUGGCUCGGCUCUUUGUCAGCAAGAUGAAGUCUGAGGUGAAGGCACUGGCAACGAGAUGUCAGACCCUGGAGACCACCAACAUUGACUGUAACAAGAAGAUGGAUGAGAAUGAGAAGGAACUGGGUCAAUGCAGGAUGCUCAUUCAACAGCAUGAGGUGAAGAUGAGGAGUCUGAUGGAGUCCAUGAAGGACGUCGAGCACAAGAAGCGUUCCCUGGAGGAGUCCGUGGAUUCCUUGAACGAAGAACUGGCCGAGCUGCACUCACAGGAGGAAUUACGUGUCGCUGCCCUUCGUGACAAGGAGGAGAAACACGCAGAGAAGAUCGAGAGCACCCUUCAGAUGAAGUCAACCCUGGAGAAGCAGAUUGAGAGCCACCGUGAAGCACACCAGAAACAGGUGGCACGGCUUAGGGAUGAGAUCGAACAAAAACAGGGACACAUCGACCAACUCAGAGACCAAAACCAGAAGAUGAUUCUGGAGCAUGAGAAGCUGCAGAGUGACUAUGAGAAGCUGAAGGAGGAAGAGGCUGAGAAGUCCAGGAAACUGGCCGAGCUCACCCUGCAGACAGACCGGCGCCAGCAGGCCCAGGCUGAUCUGAAAGGUUUGGAGGAGACUGUGGCUAAGGAACUGCAGACCCUCCACAACCUGCGCAAGCUGUUUGUUCAAGACCUCCAACAGCGUGUUAAAAGAUCCCAAAACAACGAAGAUGAUGACACUGGAGCCAGCGCUGCCCAGAAACAGAAAAUAUCCUUUCUUGAGAACAACCUGGACCAGCUUACAAAAGUUCAUAAGCAGUUGGUCCGUGAUAAUGCAGAUCUCCGUUGUGAGCUUCCAAAGCUGGAGAAACGUCUUCGGGCUACGGCUGAGCGAGUUAAGUCCCUGGAGGCUGCACUAAAGGACGCCAAGGAGGGCGCCAUGAGGGACAGGAAGAGAUACCAGCAUGAGGUGGACCGUAUCAAGGACGCUGUGCGCCAGAGGAACAUGGCCCGUAGGGGACACGGUGGGGCCCAAGUUGCUAAGCCCAUCCGACCAGGGCAGCCCAUAGGAGCAGGGAUCCGUGGGGGCGGCGGCAGCCCAGGGAUGUCCAACGGCCCCAGCAUCCGCGGCGGCGGCGGAUUGUCGCCUUCUCGUGAGCAGAACCCAAACAUCAUCAACUCUCCCACCUCGCCUCGUGGGGAUGCCGAAUCUUCUCGCAAACUGCCCAACGUUCCCGUAGCUCUGCCCAACAGAGGAGAAACUGGUGUGAGGAUGUCAGAUGCUGCUGACUUCAAGGACGCCAUGCGGUCUUCCCGGGCCCGCAAACUGCCCACUGGUGGGCCGGGCGUGCCCGCUGUGCAGGUGGUUCCCAGAAGUACAACAGUGAAGGAAAGCCAGUGAAUCUUCAGAAGCCAAGAGUUAAAAAUGUUUUCCACACCAUCAUUACUACUCAACAACCAUGGUCACCGCAACACCCCACGAAGGAAGAGACUACUUGAAGAAUAAGUUCCCAUCCUUAGACGUCUUUAAUUUAUCCUUAUUUAGUUAAGGAUAAAAACAGUAACAUAAAGUAGUUUGGGAUGCUUAUGACCAAAAAGAAUCAAACAAGCUAUGACGAGAUCUUUAAAACAAAAAGCAGGUGGGAAAGCACAAAGGUAAGAUAGGAAUAACCAAAGUUACAAGAUUUCACAAUGGCCCACAACAUAUGCACUGUAGAACUCUAUAAAGAGGUUCUUGGAAAAUCCCUUCCAAAAGUGUAAGAUAAGAUAAUGACUGCAAAAUUGACUUGCAAGUUAGUGUAAAUCCUAAAUGAACUGGAGAAGUGUAACAGAAACUGUUGCUUGUAAUGAAUUCAUGUCACGUAGGGCCGCUUGUUUGUACUUCUCCUUCUGUAGACCUUCUCAGAAUGUGGUCUUGAGGUAGUGUUACUGCGUGCGAGUGAAUGAGUGAAUUGUAAUUGCUGCCGAACACUGAAAACAAGCCACACACGCUUAUAAUUUGAGACCCUUGAUGUACAGAUGGUUAUGUAAAGCUACAAUCCAACCAAACACAAUAUGCCUAGGUUUGGUCAUGAUUACAAUUGCUGUAAGUCAGUCCACACUGUAUGUACCAGGCAAAGUGAAUAGAACACAUUGUUGAAUGUCUUUAGGGACAACUCACAACACUUCCUGAUAUCAGAGUUGCUUGCUUGUGGAGAUUGGAAGACACCUGCUUGAUGGCUAUCAAGAUCAUUGGAAUAACCAACUGAUAAAGCAUGAUGUAAGAUAAUGUUUAGCAUCUGAUAGUAACCGCACCGUUUUUCUUGAAGCAUUGUGGGGUAACGUGUCGCAUUGUGUAAUACGAGCACCUCCGUAGUAAGAAUUAGUAGUGGCUGUAUAAAACGAAACAAAUAUCACAAAUGAAAACUGCAGAUUUGUAGCAAAAAUGUUGCAGUUUGCUUCGGCAGGUCCAGAAAACGAUAAACCAGAGAGACAGAGCAUUUUCCAAGCACAAGUAAGAAAGGAUUUAGGACACAAUUGCUGUAAAUAGAUUCAGUGGAAUAUAAUUGGAAAUGAUAUGGUAUCUGUGCUAUAUUGCUCGGCAUAUGACGUGUGUGUUUCAAUUAAGAAGUAAGCGCUGUUGUUGUGGGAAAAUAGGUCGAGGUGCAAAGUAGUUGCGAAGAAAGUUCUGUCCUUACCAAAUGUAUAGUAUAACUGUGUGAAUCUCAUAGGACAUAGGAACACAGACAGGCCAGCAAAUGCAUGUCACGUAAGUGUUUCAACCAAAUUGUACUUGUCCAUUACUCAAGCACAGUCCAUAGUAUGAGAGGAACACCGGGACAGCUAGAUGCCUGUUAAAAACUAAAGCAAAACAGUUGGUUAUUCCAAGAAAUUGCUCGCUGCUAGCUUUGCCUGCCUUUGGUAUCUGAGAAAAAUGCUCUACAUGUUCACCUGUGUUAAAUGGUAAGGGAAAAAAAAGACGUUCAAAUUGUGUGUUUGUGUGUGUGGAUGUUUUACUGCAAAGAAGAUCAACAAUAAUGCUUCAUAUUGAUGUACAUGUACAAGCUCCAAAAGAAACUAUUGUGCGGACGCUUGUAUACUGUUUCCCCUAUUUUCCCAUUUAUGUAGGGUUAGGUAGUAACACAUUGGUGUGUAGGGUGAAGUGCCUGCCCUGUGUAAUUAUGUGUAAAUUUGGUCACCAUAGUAGGCAUUUUGACUGUAUGGUAUUUUAAUCAAAUCAGAAUGGUACGUUCACCUGAGUAAGGGUUCGGAAGACUCUGCUCUGUUCCUGAAAAAAGGUUUAUGUAUGUAUAAUCAAAAAAUUUUACUAUUAUUGUGGAUAGCUUACUUUUCUGGAAGAAAAGCCUAACGUUUGAUUUGAUAAGGGUUGACAAUGCAUUUAUUAUCUUUAUUUAGCAUCUAUAUAUAUACAAUGUGGAUUGUAAGUUGAAUUUUCAUGUGAUCUUCCACUGUGUGUCUCGAGGGCCCUCCAACACGCUACUGGAUGAUUGAAUCAAGGGAAAUUUGAUGUUGGAGGACUUAUAAAUAUGGCUUGAAUUGUAAUUUAUUAGGUUGUGGAUGAGAAAGCGAAACUUAGUUUUGUGUAUAAUGUAGCUGUCUGCAUGGUUGGGCGUGAUUGUGGGUUGAUACACUGCACAAGUCCUGUCUAUCUGUAUGGUGGUUGUUGAACAAAACUGGAAACAUGUUCUCUGAUAUCUUCACGUACUGUCAAUUCCUGUACCACAUAUACCUUUGUUACUAUUAUUUGUCCAAGUAAAAGUUUGAGCACCAAGAAAAGUUCCACUUCCAAAGAAAAAGAAUUAGGGCUCCUAGUUGUUACAUUAUGUCUCUCUUUGAUUCAAAACAAAGCAGUUUAAAUAGAGCCUAACAAGGUGUCUCCUUACAUGAUGUGAAUCUCAAACACGGCCAGACAACCGUUGUACUUGGGAUGGGGAGGAAUGGUGUUGGGCUCUAGCUGUGUGAAAAAGGAGAGCCAUACUGUACGUUCUGUUGGCAGCACAAAUUCUCUUGUUAACUCCAAGUCAUAUUGGUCAAACUUUUAAAAAAUUUGCAGAAUUGUAGUGUGAAGUCUGUAAACGGGAUUUUAAUGUGUUACAUCACAACUAACUGACCAGGAUCCAAGUAUUUGGCCAACCAAUUUAAAACGUAAGACUGGUUAUAGUAGUUCUUUGCAACGCCUUCCUGCACAGAUACCCAGGACUUGUGCAUUACAUACAGUAUGUGAAGCGAUGAGGGUUAGAGAUCUUGGGAGACUGGUGUGUACAUGUUACUAUGACAAGAAGUAUUGUACCUAGUGUAUGCCUGUGCAUUCCAUGUGUUCAAUCACCAUGGAACUGCUAGAAAUAUUUGUCCUCCAGGAAGCUUUGUGGACUGCUCAGGCCACAUAACCAUGGCUUUAAGUGCAGUUCCAGAUUUACAGUAUUCCAUCGUUGGCUCCGCUCCUGAGGUGUAGCCAAAAAAGGGAGGACAUGUAUUGUUACUGGCUGAGGGAACCGGAAGAAGUGAGAUGUGUUCUGUAUAUGGCAUUUUCCGCAGAAGGGUUGUUGUACACUUUGUGUUGCAGGAGAUGAGAGCAAAUGUGGUCUUUGGGCAGUCAGCAUAGCUGAGAGAGGAAAGAUGCUAGGAAUCCUCAUGUAAUUGAAGUAAAAAAAAGCUGUAAUAAAUUAUGCAUACCAUGUUGCAA
Branchiostoma belcheri (Belcher's lancelet) is the source of this 6780-nucleotide messenger RNA. RefSeq names its product kinesin heavy chain-like. Gene Ontology annotation, biological process: microtubule-based movement. Gene Ontology annotation, molecular function: microtubule binding; ATP binding; microtubule motor activity. The record is from RefSeq and is a predicted model, not a curated record. The transcript is spliced from 29 exons. Lineage: Eukaryota; Metazoa; Chordata; Leptocardii; Amphioxiformes; Branchiostomatidae. The coding region runs from base 343 to 3498 and encodes 1051 amino acids.